This is a messenger RNA of Microthlaspi erraticum, 321 nucleotides long. Lineage: Eukaryota; Viridiplantae; Streptophyta; Magnoliopsida; Brassicales; Brassicaceae. The record is from the annotation of a GenBank genome assembly.
AUGGGACCUCACAGUUGGGUUGCAACCUCAUCGUCCUCUUCAUACUCACUCGACGAAAACACCAUCAGAGAUGGUGAGUACGGUAUGCCGAGCUACUGUUACUGCGGUGGAAGGGUCAUUAGGGAAACGUCUCGCACCGAACAAGACCCUGGGAAAAUAUACUUCUCCUGCGAAUUCCGAGCGAAACCCGGUUAUCAUAUUCGGAAGUGGUGGGAUCGUGUGAUUGAAGAGGAGUUAGAAAUACUUCACUCUGAAUCAAGCGGGUUUCUGGGGAAGUUGAGAGUCUUCAAACUCACCACCGUGCCGGAAUGGAGGAGUUAA